Molecule: messenger RNA, 3059 nt
Organism: Lagopus muta (rock ptarmigan)
Lineage: Eukaryota; Metazoa; Chordata; Aves; Galliformes; Phasianidae
Gene: CCDC142
Product: coiled-coil domain containing 142
Exons: 8
Coding region: 84-2747 (887 amino acids)
Source: RefSeq, a predicted model, not a curated record
GCCGCCAGAUUAGCGCUGCGGUUAAGCUCAUUUCCGCCGGGCCUCGCGCCGCUCCGGGCCGCGUCCCGACGCCGCUGUGGGGAAUGGAGGACGGGCGCUGCGCGAGGCCGUGCCUGCAGCUGCUGGGUGCCGACGGGCCCGGCCUGGAGGCGCUGCUGCUGCUGCUGAUGGCCCGCGUGCCGCCGCGAGGCCGCCUGCCCGCCCUGCCCGGGAGCGGCACGGAGCGCACGGAGCCAGGUGAGCGCCCGGCACUUCCGGUCCCGCACCAUACCCCGAGCCCCGCGUUGCCACCGGCGGCGCUCCGUCCCGCGGGCGGCCCCUCGCCGGGCGGCCUGGCGCGCUCCCUGCAGAGGGCGGAGGCGAUUCUGCGGAGCUGCGUCGGUCCCGGGAUUCUCCGCCUGCGCUCCCCCCGGACCGGGGGCGGCUCCUCCGCCUCGGACAGCGACGAGGAGGACGCCGAGUUCGGCCCCCGCGCGGCCCUGGUGGAGCAGAGCUUCCGGGGGCUGCGCCGCGCCUUCCGCGCCUGGGAGAAUCCGCGCACCGAGACGUUCCGCGGCCACGUGCUGCCGCCGCCGGCCGACGCCUUCUGCUACCACGCCGUGCACCCGCGCGUGGCCGAGCGCUGCGCCGCGCUGCACGCCCUGCUGCAGCACCGCCACCAGCUGCGCCUGGCCCGCCAUUACAGCCGCCGCCUGAAGGCCGCCUCCGACUUCGUCCGCCUGCUGCUGAGCCCCGAGCCGCGGCCGCUGCGGGCGCUGUGCGAGGAGCUGCGGACGCACGCCGGGCAUUGGGCCGCGCUGCGGCGGCGGAUGCGGGGCGACGCGUGGCUGCGGCCGCUGCUGCUGGGGCGGCGCGAGGCCGUGGCUCACAUGCGGCGGGCGCUGGAGCUGCUGGCGCUGCAGGCGGCGCGGCUGCUGGAGGAGCGCUUGGAGGCCGCGCUGCGCGGUGCGGCGCGGGACGGGGCCCCCCCGGCGCAGCUGGCCGACCUCUUCCAGGGUCUGGAGAUCUACAACCGCGUGCUGGCGGAGCUGGAUACGGAGCCGGGCUCCGCUCGCUCGACCGCCGGCGCCGACCGGGCCGCGGGGAUGCCGCCCCGCGCCUUCCCCCUGUGGCGGGUGCUGGCCCUGCUGGCGGCAGAGAGGGGCCGGCGGGCGGCCGAGAGCCUCGCGCGGCUCCUGCGGCACGGAGACGGCGGCUUCGUCGUGGAGGAGGAGGAGGAUGGACGGGAGGCGGCGCGGAGCCUCCCCGAGGCGCUGCGGGCGCUGUGCCUUGAGGACGAGCGGCUCGUUGGCCCCGUGCUGGGGGUGUUGGUGGCCUCUGCCGACGGCCUUUGGCGUCCUGCCCUCGGCGUUCCCACGGAGAGCCCCGCGGCUCCGUCCCCGCGGCCGGGCUCGGCCUGCAAGGCGGUGCGCUGGUUGGACGCGACCCACGCGGCGGCGGCCGAGGCUCUGCACGCCCGGUACCGCCCGCUGUGCUGGGAGGCGGCCGGCGCCGCGCUGGGCCCCCGCUUGGAGCUACCGGCCGGCGGGACGGGACGCGCCGCCGGCGUCGCACGGGAGCUGCAGCUGGCGCUCGGUCCCGGUACGUGCAGGAGGGGCGGCUCGGCUGCCUCCGCGGAAGGCCGGCACCACGUGGGAGCCGGGCGGCCCCGGGCCGUUCCUCAGCGCUGUCCGUUCGCAGCCCGCAUCCCCCCGGAGUGCGAGGAGGAGUUGGGGCGGCUGUGCCGGCGGCUGCAGUGCCGGGCUGCCCUGCUCGACUGGCACCGAGACUUCGCCCUGGCGCUGGGCUCGGGGCUGAGCGAUCGCUGCGCGGUGCCGGAGCGCUCGGAGGGCGCGGCGCACAGCGGCACGGCGCGGCUCCUUCAGCGGCUCUACCCGGCCCUGAGCUCCGCCCUGCGGAACCUGCCGGACGACCCGGAGGGCAGCCCCCUCGGCUCGCCCUGCCUGCGCCUGCAGCUGCUGGGCUGCUGCCUGGCUACGGCUCAGGCCUCGCGCUCCUGGUUGAUGGGCAAAGCCUUCCAGUACCUGGCGGCGUGGGUCCCUGCAGCAGUUCCUGCUCGUCACUCAGGGAGACCUGCAGCUGCUGAAGGCCGAGACGGACGCGCUGGAGCUGCUGGUGGACGCGGCCUUCCCGGAGCCCGAGGACGGCCCGCAGCACCUCGCGCCCCACCGGCGCCUGCGCUCCCAACACGAGCGGUGGCUGUGCCUGCAGAUCCGCUCCGCGGCCGCCAGCAUCCAGCUGUUCGCGGGGGACGUGUUGAAGCUCUUCUCCACGGACUGCAAGCGGAUGUCGGCGGAGAUCUUCGACCAGACCAUGCCGCUGGGCAGGCACUGGAGGCUCGGCCUCCGAGCCGAGCUGCCCAGCUCCCCCAGCGACUACGCGGCGGCGGCGGCUCAGACGGUGCUGGGCCAAGUGCUGCAGGGCGCGCAGCUGCUGCCCCGCGACUCCCAGGUGCCCACGUUGGCGCGGGUGAUGACGGCCUUCGUGGAGGCGUGGAUGGAUCACAUCCUGGCGCAGAAGAUCAAGUUCAGCCUGCAGGGCGCUCUGCAGCUGCAGCAGGACUUCGCGCUGGUGCGGCAGCUGGUGCAGUGCGAGCAGUACGGGCUGGAGCCCGACACGAGGCAGGCGCUGCUCUCCCUGCGCGUCCUCCAGCAGAUGGACGGUGCCAUCCUCUGCCUCCUGCAGCAGCCCAGCGGCAAGGCGUACCUGCCGCCCCACGGCUGGCCCUCCCUGCGGCAGUGCUGUGAGGAGGGGGAGUGAAUGGGACGGGGAUGGAAUGGAGGUGGGAUGGGGAUCGGGUUGGGGGGGGACGGGGACAGAAAUGGGACGGGCGAUGGGGAUGGGGAUGGGGAUGAGGAUUGGGAAAGAGAUGGAGACGAAGCCGGGAGCCCCCACGGCUCCCGCCGCUCUCCCUCCCCCGACUCCGUCUCCUCUCGCCCCCAGGCUCCAACCACGGUGCCCGCACACAGGAGCUGGGCGCCAGCAGCCUGCACAGCCUGGAGACCCUGGAGGCGGCGGGGCCUUCAGCGGGGCCCCCCCCGCCCCUUCCCGGCUCGGAG